Molecule: messenger RNA, 9714 nt
Organism: Centropristis striata (black sea bass)
Lineage: Eukaryota; Metazoa; Chordata; Actinopteri; Perciformes; Serranidae
Product: myomegalin-like
Exons: 48
Coding region: 171-6914 (2247 amino acids)
Cellular component (GO): microtubule organizing center
Source: RefSeq, a predicted model, not a curated record
CACACACCCUCCAAACCUGAGCGGUGUGUGGUGCGACAACCGCGCACAGUAACGUGCUCCUAUGUGGUUGUAUUGUCUUUGUUUUAGCUUUUUUAAAUGAAUAAUGGACGGGUGAUUUGAAGGCAGCGGCUAACCGGCAUGGAUGCCCGUUGACUGAAGGAACAGCCUAUAUGGAGUGGAGCUCAUCGCCGCCGGAACAAAUCUGGGGAGAGCCUGAGAGUUCUGUCGAAGAGCAGACUUCAUCCAAGAACACAGGUCACAUGACAGAUUUGUGUAGUGAUGAAACAGACAACUCUCCUCCUCUCCAACUUCACACACUCAAGGAGUUUGAACAGCACCUGAAUGACCUGAAGAAGGAGAACUUCAGCCUCAAGCUCCGCAUCUACUUCCUGGAGGAGAGGAUACAGCAGAAGUACGAGGAGAGCAGUGAGGAUGUCUAUCGUACGAACAUCGAGCUGAAGGUGGAAGUAGAGAGCUUGAAGCAGGAGCUCCAGGAGAAACAGCAGCUUCUGGACAAAGCACUCACAACAGCGGAGAGCUUGACCAAUCACAAUGAAGCAGAGCUGCAGAGACGAUGUCGGGAGAGACAGCAGGAAAUCGACCACAUGGAACAAGUGCUUGAGACCAAGUUCCAGCUCCUGCAGGAGGAGGCCCAGCUAGCACGCAGCGAGGCUGAGCGGUUGGCCUCGCUGGCUGGAUCGCACUCCCACGCCUCCCUCCUCUCCCUAGACACCCCCAUGGAGGACAUCCCAGAGGAUGAGAGGCCUCCGAGCAUCCUGUCCCCGUCCAACACCAACAAAGACAGGUUAAUAGAGCAGCUGACCAAAGAGCUUUGCUCCAAGGAGGCGCUUAUCACAGAGCUAAGUGGAGAGAAGAAGACACUCACGCUCAGGGUGGGAGAGCUGGAGGGGCAGGUUCACGAGCUGUCUUCAUCUCUGCUGCAGAAGGACAAGGAUGUGGAUUUUUAUCAGGAGGAACUUGGUCGAGAGAGGCUGCGCAUAGAACAGGAGAUGCAGAGUCUCGUUGAGGAGCAGCAGAGUCAGCUGAACCAGUAUGAGUGUGCGGCCGGUCAGUGUGUCAGCGAGCUGCAGAAGGCCCAGCUCCAGGUCCAAUCCCUGCAGGCCAAGAUCCACGAGAGCGAGGCCAACAAUAUGAAACUGCAGGAGAAGCUGAAUGAGAUGGAGUGUGAGCUGCGUUCAAUCCGCCAGGCUGCUCACGGUCAGGAAAGGACCAUUCAGGGUCUCACAGAGUCCAUCAGCACCAAAGACAGUGAGGCCCAGGACCUGUACCAGCUGAUCGAAGGGCAGAACACCACGCUGUGUAAGCUGAGAGAGAUGGUCCAUCGCAACCAGCUUGCUCAAUGCAAGGCUCCAGAGAGGGUCAGCGAGUCCUUGACACUCACCCAGCUGCAGGGCGAGCUUGUUGGGGUGCAGAGCUCCUUGUUCUCUCUUGGUCUGGAGCUGGAAGCCAGCCAGAGGAGUCUGAGACAGAGCCAGAGGCAAGGAGAUGAUCUGUUGCGGUUCAAGGACAGGCUCAACUCUGAUCUACAGGAGGUGCAGCAGCACAGAGAAGUCACUGAGAAGCACAAUCAGGACCUACGCUGUGCCCUUCAGAAGAGUCGCUCCGAGCUUCAGGCUAAAGAUGCAGCUCUGAAGGAAGCCGAGGCAGAGAGACACACUGUUGUGCAGGAAAAGGAGAGGAGCAUCACACAGCUCAAACACUCUCUGCAAGACAAGGAGCAGCAGUUAGAGGAGUACUCAGAAAUGUUGGAGUCAUCAGGAAGCGCCAAACCAAGAGAAGCCCUGCUGGAGAAACUAAGAGAGCGAAUUAAAGAUAGAGACAGAGCUCUGGAGCGCUCCAUCGAUGAUAAGUUCCGCUGUGUGGAAGAGCGCGAGGCCCAGGUGAGGAGGCUGCAGCUGGCCCUCCGGGAGAAAGAACGUGACCUGGAGAGACUCCGCUGCAUCCUGUCCAACAACGAGGACACCAUCACGAGUCUGGACGCCUUGGUGCGUGGGAAAGAGCUGGAGCUAGAGCAGGCAGCAGAGGCCUACAGGAACCUCCAGUGGCUAAAGCAGCAGAGCGAGGAGAAGGAGAGAAACACCCUGAGAGAGAAAGACACCAUCAUCAGUCAGCUUCAGGCAGCUCUACAGACACACAGCCAGGAGGCACAGGAUCUGACAGCCGCCCUCGUUGCCAGAGUUCAGGCUGGUCCCACUGAUGUCGUUGAAGAGUUGAAAGCUCGGCUGGCGCUGAAAGAAAAACUCUUCCAGGAACUGCUGUCCGACCGCAGCCGGCAGUCUAACGAACACCAAGCACAGGUCCAGGACAUGCUGAACACUCUCAGCUCCAAAGACCAGUAUCUGCAGGACUACUCCUACAGGCUCUCCCUUGUGAUCAGUGAGCGGACUGGCCAGUUGCAGGAGCUACGCAGACAGCUGUCUUCAAGAGAACAAGAGCUGUGCGAGCUCAAACAAGAAAAAGAGAGAGAGAUGGAAGGAGAGACGGCGCAUCUGCGGAGUCUGCUCAAAGAGAAGGAAGCCUUUAUAAAGGAGCUGAUGCACAACCAGGAGGAGGCGAUGCAGCCGGCAUCAAAAGAGAGCGAGGCAGAGAUGAAGGCUCUCCAGGACGAGAUGCAGCUGGUACUGAAGAAGGAGAUGGAGGCUCAGAAGGAGCUCUCUGCUCUGCGUGUAUCUUUGGCUCACCAGCAGGAUGCUAUGGAUGGCACUAAUCAUGAAUGUGUCCUGGAGCAGCUUGUGUCAGAGUACAACAAGCUGAAUGAUGCCCUGAGAGCAGAGAAGAGAUUAUAUCAAAAUCUCACACAAAUUAACACCAAGAGUGACAGUUUGGAGAAGAUCCAGGCCCUCCACACCGAGCUCGACUCAGUUCAGGCGCUCCGCAGACAGCUGGAAGAGGUCCUGGCCAGGACCCGUAACAUGGCCCUGGUGCUGGAACAGGCAGCUAAAAGGCAGCCUGAUUUUGGAGAGCUCAGCACAGAGGAGGAGGAGGAAGAGGAGGGAGACGAUGAAGACGGCAGCAGUGAUGAGUUCACGGACAGCAUAGAGGACGAUGAUGAUAAAGUGACAGCCAGAACUUUGGCCUCCAUUCAGGCUCGUGCAGCUGAGGGUGUGACUGGACCGCUGGUGCCCCAGAGGGCUGAUGUUAAGCAGCUUGAGGAGGCAAAGAAGACUCUUGAAAGCCACCUUGAAGAAAUAAAGUCACAACUGGAGAGGGAUGGCUACACUUCCGUGGCUCAGAUGAGGAGUGCGCUGCAGGGGCUGCAGCAGGAGAACCAGGCACUUAAAGAGACCAUUGGUAGAACUGGAGUGGUCGGACUGAGGACAAACCCAGAAAGUCUGAACCAGGAGGAGGAAGAAGAGGAGUACGAAGAAGAGGAGGAGUAUAUUGAGGAAGAGGAUGAAGAGGAGGAAACAUCUCCAGUGCCAGUGGGGAAGCGAGGUCAUCCAUGUGUUAGUCUGACAGACGAUCGAGGGAAGAGGCACUGCAAGAGGCCGACGGAGGUGGAGCCAGCCGCUGACAGCAGUGAGGUGGGAGCACUCUGGCAGGAUAUAGAGGAGGGUCUCCGUGAGCAGACCGUCCGCUUGAGCUCCGAUCUGGCUCAGAGCCACCAGGAGAACAGAGAGCUGCAGGAGAGGCUGAUGGUGUCUGAGGCCACAGUGCACGCUCAGGCUGAACAGCUGAAGGACUACAGAGAUCUGCUCACAGAGACAUCAGUCCAGCAGGCCAGUAAGCAGGUGCAGGUGGAUCUCCAGGAUCUGGGUUAUGAGACUUGUGGUCGCAGUGAGAACGAAGCUGAGAGAGAAGACGCCAGCAGCCCAGAGUUUGACGACCUGGAGAUGUGCACGUCCCUGUCCCAUCAGCAGGACUACGAGGGUGCGGCUGGCAGCUGGUACACUGGCAGCAGUAACACAGCUGGUUAUGAAAUGGGGGAUGAGUCAGUGUCUCUCCAGCAUCUGGUCCAGGAUCUGCGCUCACAGCUGACCCGCUGCCACAAGGUGAUCCGUGGGCUGCAGCUGCGUGUGCGCUCUCUGUCCAACACCAGCGACUACGCCUCCAGCCUGGAGCGAACCCCACGCAAGGUAAACUGGGCCUUUGAGACAUCACCAGCCCCCAGUGGUGUGGAAGAGGAUGAAGGCUGGAUGUCUGACACCCAGGGGAUCCGCUCAGGGUCCAAGCCCAGCAGGGAACUGAAAGAACUGAUGGCAAGAGUCGCGUCCCUGGAGGCACAACUGAAGAGCUCCAGACUGGAGGGCAAAGGCCAAGCAGAGGAGGGGAAAUGUGCCACCUGGCCUGGGAAGUACAACAAUCUGAUCCAGGCACAAGCUCGUGAGCUGUCCCACCUGAGGCAGAGGAUGAGAGAGGGGCAAGGAGUCUGCCAUAUCCUCACCCAGCACCUGGGUGACACCACCAAGACCUUUGAGGAGCUGCUGCGGGCCAAUGAUAUAGAUUACUACAUGGGUCAGAGCUUUAGAGAGCAGCUGGCACAGAACUCAGCCCUCGCACAAAGAGUUCUCACCAAGAUCAGUGGACGCGACUGCGCAGAAAGCCAUGAGGAUAAGUCAGGCCAUGAGUUACUCGCUUUGCGGCUGAGCAAAGAGCUUCAGCAGAAAGAUAAAAUCAUCGAGUCGCUCCACACAAAGCUGCAUCAGCGUCCGGAGACCCCGUCCAGCUGCCAUGCCCUCUCAGAGACAACCGACCAAUCAGACAGAACGUCCCUGGUGUCCGAUGAGUACAGAACCAAUGAAGACUUGGAGCUGUGCUCGGAUUUAGACGGCAGAGAAUAUCAGGAGGAGCACAGGCUGCAGCAGCCGCGACACGGAUCAGAACAAGACGCCCUCUUCAGGGAGCCUGUCUCCUUCUCCCUCUCCGUCCCCUGUGGCCCUGACGUCUGGGGUAAAGAAGUGAUUUCUGAGCCCCAGCCCAGGGCCCUGUCUGUGAUCGCUGUUCGCCCAGAGCUGGACACGCUGUACAAACAGAUGAAUGAGCAGAACAGGGGUUUUGCAGUUCCCCAUGACAAGGCCCUGUUCACUCUCUCACCUGGUGCCCACAACCAGCACGACCUCUCCAGCUACAGCCAGCUAUCCCAUCAUGCCUUUCAACAGUAUCAGCUGGGUGGCAUUCCCGAAAGCCACUCGCUGAAGUCUGACUCAGGUCUAGUGACGGGAGGGACUCUGUGGGACAUGGAGAACACGAGUCAGCAAGUUGGAGGCUACCCUGCAUCACCGGGACACCAGCAAGGAAACAGCCAUGCAGGGGUAAAUUUGAUAGAGGAGCACCUGCGGGAGGUGAGGUGUCUCCGCCAGCGUCUGGAGGAGUCCAUUAGGACAAAUGAGAGGCUCCGACAGCAGCUGGAAGAGAGACUGGCCUCGACUGGGCGUGAUGGAGGGGCGCCAACAAACAUCUACAUUCAGGGACUGGACACAGUCACCCAACUGUCCAAUGAGAUCAGAGUCCUGAAGGAGGAAAACUUGGGUCUACAGUCACGCUUACAGGCCACCACAGACACAUGUGAGGAGGUGGUGCAGUUGCGUGAGGCGGUGUUUACAGCACGCGCCCGCCUGAAACAAGCAGAGCUGGAGGCAGAGCAGUGGAAAGAGGAGCUCAGACGACUUCAGGCUCACAGUCAGGAGCAGGGACAACAGAUACACAUAUUAAGGCAGGAACGACAGGCCAGUCAGGAGAAAACUAACAGGCUCCAGCAUGAAGUGUCUCUACUGCAGCAGCAGCUAUGUGAGAGCAGAGAGCUUAUCCACUCUCUGCAGAGUGAACUACAAGUGUACGAUCGAGUGUGUGCCAGCACAAAGGCCAACAAAGGCUACAUGUGUGAGCUCCCAGGUCUACCGGUGGAGCUGGGGGAGCUGCUCGGGGAGGUGAGGAGUCUGCGAGCCCAGCUGCAGAACAGCGUCCAGGAGAACAGUGCCCUCAAACAACUGGAGCUCCACAAGCAGCUGGAGCAGAAGCUGGGCUCUCCUCGGACCCCGUCCCUCUCCGCCCUCACUGCCAGUCCUCAGAGAGAGAACUUCUACAGGCGACAGCUGCUGCACGACCCAGCUCCGUCUCCACCAGUCAGGGACAUCGGUCUGUUUAACUGUGGCUCUCCUGGUCCUCCAUACUCAGACCUGGACGACAGCCACAGCACUGCCAAUGCAGACCCUCUAGACCCUCACUCUGAGCUGGAGGGGGAGGCCCCUGACGGGUCGUUCGCGAACCGUAAUGGCCGACACGCUAUCGGUCAUGUUGAUGACUUCAGCGCUCUUCAGCAGCAAGUCCUUGAGGGCCGGAGCCUCGUGCAGCGCAUGGAGACGACCCUGCAGGCCUGUCUCGGCCCACCAUUGCUGGAGGGCAACCAGAAGCAGAUCAAUGAGCUGGUCCUGGACUAUGGAUGUGUGAAGAGUCUGCUGUCCAACACAAAGACUCUGAGGCAGAUCCUGGAGGAGGCUAUUUCUCUGCUGAAGAUGUUCUGGAGAGCUGCUCUGCCCAGCACUGACCCCUCCAUCCAGAACCUGAAGAAGGAGCAAGGUAUGCAGGAGGAGAUCUUGUCCCUGAAACUGCGUAUGUCAGAGCAGGAAGAAGUUCUCAAGGGGACGAUUCAAAGACUGAGGAGCACCAGCCGCACCAAGGAGAACAUGGAGCACUUCAUAGUCAACCAGUUGUCAAGGACUCGUGACGUGCUGAAGAAAGCAAGGACAAACUUAGAGAAGAAUGAGCUGAGACUUUCCUCUCUAAGCUCCUCCUCCUCCUCCUCCUCCUCCUCUCCUUAUGCUGCUGAGGACCCAGGAGGUGCUUCCAGAGAGCAGCCUGCUGAUUGCAGUUUCCUGAAGAGCGGCGGUGCUUCCGGAGCUGCAGCCAAUCAACGUCCAGCAGCGAGGAAGCGCAGCAGCCAAUGCCUGCUUUAGACUUUUAAAGAACCAGCCUCAACGCUACCACCUCUGACCUCUAACCUCUAUGCUGAAAUAGCCAAGUCCCACCUCCCCUUACCCGCCUUCCAGCAUCCCCCACACCAACCUACCCAGCCUCCGUCCAGCCGUGAGAGUGCUUCCACCCCUCCCUCCCUUCCUCCUCCAGGCAAUACGUGCACAGUAUAAUCUGCACCUUGAGCCUUACCAAACUCCCCUCACAGCCUUGCAAAUUUUUCUGUCACUCUCUAGCCCCUCCCAUCACAAACGUUAUUGUCUUUGAGUGACAAAGUCGGCAGUUUGCCUCGUCGUGUGUGUGACAGAAGAAGGUGUUUGAAAUGUGCCUCUGGUGGUUAUAGAGACGUGCGUCCUACUGACGGAGCUGGUUGAAGAUGCUCCUAGACACUGAUCUGAGACCAGGCGUGUGUUCAUUUUGGGCAUUUUUGUGCCAUGGGUUGUAUUACAGAAACCUGAUUUAGACAUUUUGAGAGAACUUAACUUGAGUUCUAAUCAAAAGUUUCUAUAAUGACUCCCCAGAUCUGUAUCAAAGAGCAUCCUCUUUUGAGAGCCAGCCAGCCUGUGGACGGAAAAUAUGUUCAUGUAUGUUUAAUCGUGGCUUGAGGGAGGAAUUCUGCACACACGUACACACACACACUGUAUGUGUGAUCAAAAACGGCUCACUCAAAGACAAGACACCCUUAACUUUUACUGCCACAGACAGAAAUGCAAGUUUACUUCUUGUGGCACUUUUAUUGAAAAGGACUUUUUUUUUGCAAAAUGCAAUGCAAACAACAAAGACACCCACGAUGUAUGACUACACACAGUGGAGGAAUGUAGAGGAGGUAGGCGAUCACUGCUCAGUAGUCGUGUACUAGCUGUAUCUGUGUUUGUGGAGGAAGCUUAUGAAUGCAUUGUCAGCCAUCAGCCAAGGGUUAUGAAUAGCAGAACAAAAGCCAGAGAAAGGUUCCAUUUCAGUCACAAGCCUCCUCUUUUAGGGUCGGAAAGAUGCUUUUUAUUUGGCAUCUACAAACACACAAAGUACUGAAUAAUUCAAAAACAUGAGAAUGGUCAAUUAAAUACUCACUGUGGUUGGUUGUGACUUCUGAGCAGGAUGUACAUUAGAAAAAGUUUUUAAAAAUAAGAGGUUAAUGUGCUCAAAUGGAACCAGGCUAAACACGCGUAUUCAAAGCUCCUCUGUAGGAGUUCUCAUACGAGCAUGUGCAAUAAUGAUGUUGUUUCUUGAAUGAUCAUGAUGCACCGGGUUAUUAUUACCAUUAUUUCUUUGCUUGACACUGGAUUUUCACUCAUAACGUUAGGACACAAUCAGUGUUACGAUUGUACUUUUUACCAGAGUGUUUAUGCAUGACAGAGAUUGUUAAUUCUAAGCUAUGGAACAGGAGAUUGCCAAUACUUGCCAAAGUUUGGACUUUGAACACUUUACUUUGACUUGCCUUAUCCAUGCGAAUGACAAACCCAGGUCUGAUCAGACCAUAGGGAUACCGAGGGGUCUUUUGUUUUCCAGAGGGCCUCCAGAACCACAGAGACGGUAACCAUUAGACAGCUGGUUCAAUUUAUUUUGAAUUGUGCGACAGAAAUGAGCUCCUUUUUUGGACCAAAACCCACGUGGCCAUAUGCUAUUGUCUUUAUGUUAUUGCUCUUGGUUCAGGCCGUCUUAGCAUUCCCAUGGCAAUGGCAAUAUAGGUUAUCAUGUGUGAUGCAAACUUUGGCAGGUUACUGGUGGGAUCAUUGUUCGUUUAAUUCACUCAUUUUUAACAGUUCACAUUAAGUUUGAUGUGUUCUUGCUGUACAUUUGCCAUUACACGCUGUAAAUAACCUGCUUUUUCUGUAUGAAGUUUGUGUGAGCGUGUGUGUGUGUUUAUGCGUGUGCGUGCAUGUGUGUGUGUGUGUGUGUGUGUGUGUGUCUGUGUGUGUGAAAAAACAUCCAACAUUUGCUUUUUGCAAAGUUGAUUUUCUGGGUAGCUGUGCAAUAGCUCUAUAUGUUUUAUUUUGAUGUUAAACAUCACUGUAUUACGAGUAUGUUCGCUGCGUUCACUUCCUUCAAUGUAUUAUUUAUAUGCAGUGUGUGUUAGAGGAUUGUGUCACUUUGAAUCAGUUAGUCACAUAGGCUGUGUCUGAUAAGAAACCACAAGCUAUGCCUUCAUGAUAUCUAAGUCACUGGUCACAAUAUUGUCCACCUAUAACAAAGUUCUGAUUAUUGUUGCUUCGCUUGCCUUUAAAAUUUAGCUUAAGAGCUUCUUCACUUUGCUCUCAGAGGUAGAAAUGGCCUUGAACUAGCGCUUGUCUACCUGAGAUCUGCCAAAUUAGGUUUUGUCUGCGCUCGAGUCUUCAGAAAAAAAGCCCAAAGUUGCCAAGUAUUUCAAUAGAGAUGAAAAGUUUGAUAUGUCCUUUUUGAAAUUUAAGAAGUUAAAGGGAAAAGUAUUGAUGAAUUGUAUACUGUAAAAAGAAAAAGAGCCAAGAUUGUGAAACGUUGGAUCCACAAAGCACCUUGUAUGAGCGUAAACAAAGCCUUUUUGCUAUUUGUUAUUAAGAAGGGAAUCAAACGGCAGUUUGAAACAAUGUAUUGUAGGUCCUGAGUUGCGUAUGUAUAUAGUGCUAUUUGAUUGGUGCAGCUUUUAUGUGAUUGGACAGCAGCUUUUUCUGAGUUUGCAUAAUGAACUAGGAAGCCGAUGCAGGACUCAUAUGGAUCCUGUCUCUGAUGACAGUUAACAGUUUGCUGUGUUGGCAAAAGUAUUAUCAACGAAAGAUUUUGGGAGAGAAUAAAUAAACCACUUAAAAAGCU